AUGGAAGUGCUUCUCUUCCGUCGAGACCAACAGCACAAUAAUGAUCCGACCUCUGAUAAUAUUGCGGCGCAUGUUAGUGACGAAAGUAACAGUGUCUCUGAUAUCGACACUAGUUUCGAUUUGGAGGAGGAUUUCCGAAUCUUACGAGACUAUUCACUUAUAUCUAUCGGUCAAGAUGGCUCGACGUUCUCAAUGCAUCGACUCGUGCAGCUAUCUGUGCAGACCUGGCUCAAAUCGCAAGGCAAGCCGGAGCAUUACAAAGAACAAUUUAUCCACACUUUAUAUGAGACAUUUCCAUCAAUACCUGAUCACGAGAACAAGGACCAGUGCCGAUCACUCUUCCCACAUAUCAAGGCGGCAAUGCUACAAUGGCCCACAUCGGACUGGUCACUCCAAGAAUGGGCAGGUAUGCUCUGUAGAGGAGCCAUGCACGCACACGAUGCCGGUGAUAUCCGAGCUUCAAAGGAAAUGGCGUCAAAAUCGAUGGAACAACGCGAGAAACUCCUUGGAGCCAACAAUCUGGAAACUCUUUCAAGCGCCUCGGUACUAGUACAAGCAUAUUUAGCAGCAGGACAAUGGGCAGAAGCCGAGAAUCUCGAGAUACAGAUAAUAGAGAGUUUCAAGGUCAAAUUCGGUGAGAGUCAUCUCAAGACACAAGAGCUCAUGGGCAAUUUAGCAUGGAUAUAUUCAACCCAGGAGCGAUGGCUGGACGCGGCCAAGCUCAAGAUACGAGUGAUGGAGCAGACGAUGGUUCAGGUCAACCAAGAUCAUCCCAGUUUACAAUUGAUGAACAAUCUAUCCAUCGACUUGCGAGCACUGGGCCACUUGGAAAAGGCGCGGGAACUGGGUUUGUUUGCGCUGGCGAAGCACAUAGACAAGCUGGGCGAGGAUCAUCCAGACACGCUGAUCAGCAAAUGUAAUCUUGCGUUAACAUUUGCGGGGAUGGAGCAGUGGGAGGAAGCAGAAAGUCUUCAGAUUGAAGCUCUGGAGACUCUGAGGGUGCAGCUUGGUGAUGAUCACCCGCUUACCCUGGAAGCCAUGGGGUUUCUAGCCUCUACCUGGAAAGCGCUCGGUCAGACGGUUGAUGCUCUCGGUUUAUUGCGACGUUGCUUGGCCAGGGCGGAACGGGUACUUGGACCUGAUCAUCCUAAAUUCCUGCAGCGCGCUGAGGACUUGUUGAAAUGGGAGGCGGAGGAGUCCGGUGGUGAUAAUAAGUCAUAG
This is a messenger RNA of Penicillium daleae, 1221 nucleotides long. RefSeq lists its product as uncharacterized. The coding region runs from base 1 to 1221 and encodes 406 amino acids. The transcript has a single exon. The record is from RefSeq and is a predicted model, not a curated record. Lineage: Eukaryota; Fungi; Ascomycota; Eurotiomycetes; Eurotiales; Aspergillaceae. Gene Ontology annotation, molecular function: protein binding.